AUGAUUGAUUAUAAUGAAGCAGUUAAUGAUGAAUUAAAUCAGUAUCUUCUUGCUCAAAAAAGGACUUCUCUCAAGUUUUUAUACUCUUCUUGUGUCGAGACCACCACUUGCGGGAUGUUGAGAAGACUCUGUCUACAUUGCUCUGCUGACAAGCACAUUUAUCUACUCCAUCAUGCAGCUAUGUCCUCUUACCCCCCGAAAAAUGGAUGA
This is a messenger RNA of Saccharomycopsis crataegensis, 210 nucleotides long. RefSeq lists its product as uncharacterized. Bases 1 to 210 code for a protein of 69 amino acids. NCBI's taxonomy places the organism in Eukaryota, Fungi, Ascomycota, Saccharomycetes, Ascoideales, Saccharomycopsidaceae. The record is from RefSeq and is a predicted model, not a curated record. The transcript has a single exon.